Galeopterus variegatus (Sunda flying lemur) is the source of this 1617-nucleotide messenger RNA. RefSeq names its product BCL2 binding component 3 (gene BBC3). The transcript has 3 exons. Gene Ontology annotation, biological process: intrinsic apoptotic signaling pathway in response to endoplasmic reticulum stress; release of cytochrome c from mitochondria; positive regulation of release of cytochrome c from mitochondria. NCBI's taxonomy places the organism in Eukaryota, Metazoa, Chordata, Mammalia, Dermoptera, Cynocephalidae. The coding region runs from base 57 to 638 and encodes 193 amino acids. The record is from RefSeq and is a predicted model, not a curated record. Gene Ontology annotation, cellular component: mitochondrion.
GCACGUCCCCGCUGACCUGCUCCUCCCUCCGUGUCCCACAGGCCCCAGGGAGCGCCAUGGCCCGCGCACGCCAAGAGGGCAGCUCGCCGGAGCCCGUAGAGGGCCUGGCCCGCGACGGCCCGCGCCCCUUCCCGCUCGGUCGCCUGGUGCCCUCAGCCGUGUCCUGUGGCCUCUGCGAGCCCGGCCUGUCCACUGCCCCCGCCGCCCCUGCCCUCCUGCCCGCUGCCUACCUCUGCGCCCCCACCGCCCCGCCCGCCGUCACUGCCACCCUGGGGACCCCUCGCUGGCCUGGGGGACCCCGCAGCCGGCCCCGAGGCCCGCGCCCGGACGGUCCUCAGCCAUCACUCUCGCCCGCGGAGCAGCACCUGGAGUCGCCCGUGCCCAGCGCACCGGGGGCCCUGGCGGGUGGUCCCACCCAGGCGGCCCCGGGAGUCCGGGGGGAGGAGGAGCAGUGGGCCCGAGAGAUUGGGGCCCAGCUGCGGCGGAUGGCGGACGACCUCAACGCGCAGUACGAGCGGCGGAGACAAGAGGAGCAGCAGCGACACCGUCCCUCGCCCUGGAGGGUCCUAUACAAUCUCAUCAUGGGACUCCUACCCUUACCCAGGGGCCACAGAGCCCCUGAGAUGGAGCCCAAUUAGGUGCCUGCACCUGCCCGGUGGACGUCAGGGACUUGGGGGGCAGGACCCUCCCACCUCCUGACGCCCUGGCCAGCGCAGGGGACUUUUUCUGCACCAUGUAGCAUACUGGACUACCAGCCCUGCCUGUCCCACGAGUGGGCCAGGGCAGCCACUCCAGCCCCAGCCCAGCCUGGGGUGCACUGAGAGAGAUGUGGACUCCUGGGUCCCUGGCAGAGAAGCCAGGGAAGGGAGGGCUGACGGACUCAGCAUCUGAAAGCAGCGGUGACCGAGGGGGUGGGAACUGAGCCACCCGCCUCUGCUGCCCACCACCAUCUCAGGAAAGGCUGCUGGUGCUGGCUGACCGUUCCAGCUGCAGGGGUGACACUGGGGGAUCUCCUCCCAGUGAUCCUUCACUUUGGGCCUGGCUUCAGGCCCAUGGUGCUUCCCCCCCUCCUCCUGGGGAGGGGGCCUGUGAAGAGCAAAUGAGCCAAACGUGACCACUAGCCUCCUGGAGCCAGAGAAUAGGGUGCGUCUGAGGGCUGUCUCAGCCAAGCGCCCAGCCAUCUUCCCUGAGCCAGCUGGCAGGUGGUGGGCAUGCCUGCCUCACCUUCAUCUGGGGCUGGCCAGGAGGGGCCCAGACUGUGAAUUCUGUGCUCUGCCCAUGACCACCCCCCCACCCCUAUCCCCAUCAAUCCCAUUGCAUAGGUUUAGAGAGAGCACGUGUGACCACUGGCAUUCAUUUGGGGGGUGGGAGAUUUUGGCUGAAGCUGCCCCAGCCUUAGUCCCCAGGGCGAAGUGCUGGGGGGAAGAUGGGGAGUCAGGGAGGGGGGAAUCUCAGAAGAGGGAGGAGUCUGGGGGCGGGAGGGAUGGCCCAGCCUGUAAAAUACUGUAUAUGCGCUGCUGUAGAUACCGGAAUGAAUUUUCUGUACAUGUUUGGUUAAUUUUUUUUGUACAUGAUUUUUGUAUGUUUCCUUUUCAAUAAAAUCAGAUUGGAACAGUG